This is a messenger RNA of Cucurbitaria berberidis CBS 394.84, 513 nucleotides long. RefSeq lists its product as uncharacterized. Bases 1 to 513 code for a protein of 170 amino acids. Gene Ontology annotation, cellular component: glycine cleavage complex; mitochondrion; cytoplasm. Lineage: Eukaryota; Fungi; Ascomycota; Dothideomycetes; Pleosporales; Cucurbitariaceae. The record is from RefSeq and is a predicted model, not a curated record. The transcript has 3 exons. Gene Ontology annotation, biological process: glycine decarboxylation via glycine cleavage system; protein lipoylation.
AUGGCUGCUCGAUACUCUGUUGCCCGCGCUGCGCGCCAAUUAACUUCCGCUGCUGCGAGGAAGCCGUCGCCGUUUGUGUGCCAGCGAUGGCAGCAGGCAAGCCAGGCGCAACGGCUAUUCUCGGUAUCUGCCGCAUUGAAGGAGAAGAAGUAUACUGAGGACCAUGAGUGGAUUGAGAUGUCUGCGGACGGCAAGACUUGCACACUAGGUAUCUCCGAAUACGCAGCCAAGGCCCUCGGCGACGUCGUAUACAUCGAGCUCCCACAGGUCGAAAUGGAGGUCAGCGAGGGCGACGCAAUCGGCGCGGUUGAGUCCGUAAAGUCGGCUUCCGAUAUCCUCACUCCCAUCAGCGGUACGGUCGCGGAAGUCAACUCGGAUCUUGAGAACAAGCCCGCGCAGAUCAACAAGGACCCAGAGGGCGAUGCGUGGAUUGCGAAGAUCACCGUCGUGGAGGAGCCGAAGGGCAAGCUGAUGAGCAAGAGCGAGUAUACUGAGUUCACUGAGGAGGCAUAA